CCAUGUUCUACGUAUUGGCGGCCCCGUAAUCUAGAUUGGAGACGUCCCGGAAUCCAUUUCUGUUGUACCAACUACAAAUUGUAUAAAAAGACCGUCUUCGAACAUUUUGUUUCUUUCAUUUUAUUAAUUUUAUUUAAAAAAUAUAAGUGACAAUGUCUCAAGGAGGGGAGGAAGUAGGGAAACUUUUUGUUGGUGGAUUAAGUUGGGAGACAACACAAGAAAAUCUUCAGCGAUACUUCAGUAGAUUUGGAGAAGUUGUAGAUUGUGUUGUGAUGAAAAAUAAUGAGACUGGUCGGUCUCGAGGAUUUGGCUUUAUUACUUUCAAAGAUCCAAAUUGCGUCUCCAUUGUGUUAUCAAGUAAUCCUCAUGAAUUAGAUGGGCGAACAAUUGAUCCAAAGGCUUGUAAUCCUAGAGGGAUGCAGAAGGUAUGAAGAUAUUACAUUUUUGAG
This is a messenger RNA of Centruroides sculpturatus (bark scorpion), 449 nucleotides long. RefSeq names its product DAZ-associated protein 1-like. NCBI's taxonomy places the organism in Eukaryota, Metazoa, Arthropoda, Arachnida, Scorpiones, Buthidae. Gene Ontology annotation, cellular component: cytoplasm. Bases 153 to 431 code for a protein of 92 amino acids. The transcript is spliced from 4 exons. The record is from RefSeq and is a predicted model, not a curated record. Gene Ontology annotation, molecular function: RNA binding.